Molecule: messenger RNA, 2530 nt
Organism: Aquila chrysaetos chrysaetos
Lineage: Eukaryota; Metazoa; Chordata; Aves; Accipitriformes; Accipitridae
Gene: PTGES
Product: prostaglandin E synthase
Exons: 5
Coding region: 1219-2073 (284 amino acids)
Biological process (GO): prostaglandin biosynthetic process
Cellular component (GO): membrane
Molecular function (GO): prostaglandin-E synthase activity
Source: RefSeq, a predicted model, not a curated record
CAGGAAAAAGGCUUCUGUAGCCCAUUCUCCCUGGGGAGUGGCGUGCUGCCAGCCAGCAUCCCAUUCCUGGGGACAAACAUGUCCUUGUGCAACAGGGUCUGUAGCGAUGGGACCAGAGCCUGGUCCUGGGCUCAUGCGAUGCUUCUCUUGGGUUACUUUGGACCCCUCUUGGAAAGGACAGGAUGAGUUUUGCUCAAUAGCAGUUAAAAAGUUAAAAAGCCCUGAAGAACAAAUCCAGUCCUAGAGGCACUAACACUUCGAUAGAUGGUUUUGUAAAUGACAAGCCAUCGUACCCCAUUCAUUGUUUUUUGAGGCUUUUUUGUGGCUUGAAACAAAUUUUUUUAUUCUAACAUGUCAGUUAAUUAAAAAACAGCUCGCAUCCUCAAAGCAUUCAUUUUCCACUCAAUCUCUGACAGUUUCCAUUUGCCUGAAAUAAGUCUUUUUUUUUCUUUUUUUUUUCCUUUUCCCCCUGUGUAAAGGAAACGAACCCCAAAUCCAGCCCUUCAACACUAAUAAACUUGGAGAGCUCGCAUCAGCCUCCACGCUGCCGGCUUGCUGGAGGUUUGCUGCUGCCAGCACUGGGGCCAGGGCUGGGGAAGAAGGAGUUAAAGGUUUGCAUUGAAAGAGCAGCCCAGCUGCCUGCAGAGGCUUAGAUCCCACUCUUUCUUCACCAGUGUUUGAUGGCUGGGGAAAAGCCAGCUCCAAAUUCAAAUGCCACUUUCUAGACCGAGGACAAAAUUACACCCGACUGCCCCGAUUCAGCCUCUCAGACAAAACCAGGAUGAGCUGUCUUUGGGGCCAGGCAGGCUGGUGUUUAUUUCGAUUUGCAGGUUUGGGGCUUUGCGGUUCACGACUUGCCUGGUUGUGCUUCCAGGCUGGUCAUUCCGGGAGCUCCCCUCCCAGCCGGGGGGUGCAGGGCAGCCCGGACCCCCCGGGUGAUGGGUGCUGGUGGGGCAAGGGACGGCUCUGUCCCUUGUGCCCCAUCCCUCUGCAGGUGGCUGUGGAAGGGGAGGGCUGGUUGCCUCUGCCACUGGAGCCCUCAGCCUGCACUGGGCGGGACUGGAAAUUACUGGGAGCGCUGCCACGGAGGGGUGGGCUGUGGGAUCCGGACAGCGCAGGAGCACAGGGCUGGAUGUGGCUGAGAGCCCUCUCGCAGCCCAAGCAAGAUCUCCGCUGCCUGUGAGUGCUGUAGGCGACUGAGCGGCACCUUCCCCCAAAAUGAUGGAAAACAAAGUAUUUAUGUCAUUUACGUUCUACAGCACAAUCUUGAUUUUAAAAAUGUAUGUCGUUGCCAUCAUUACAGGACAAGUAAGACUCAGAAAGAAGGCAUUUGCAAACCCAGAGGACGCACUGCGCAAUGGGGGGCUGCAGUACUACCGUGAGGACCCUGAUGUGGAGCGGUGCCGCAGGGCCCACUGCAACGACAUGGAGAACAUCUUUCCUUUCCUCUUCCUUGGAGCCAUCUACUCCUUGCUGGACCCCAGUCCCGCAGUGGCCAGGAUCCACUUCUUCAUCUUCUGCAUGGGGCGCAUCGUCCACACCAUCGCCUACCUCCUGCAGCUGAAGGCACCCACGCGCUCUGUGGCCUACAGCGUGGCACAGCUGCCCUGCUUCUCCAUGGCUCUGCAGAUCCUCCUCGCUGCCACCCCGUACUGCUGUUUCCUGCUGUCCACUGCUGCCGAGCCAUGUGCAGCCUGGAUUAGCUGGUGUUUGCAGAAAGCUCUGGAAAUGAGCAGAGUGGCUUUGAACACCCCCCCCCCAGGAGAAUACCGCUGCUCUGCGGUGUCGCCUGAAAGCCAUCAUGUUGGAGAGGAAAGGCUGGGACCAGGGUAUCACAGGAUGACAAACCCUCGUGAGGUCUUCUGCCACGUGGCUGUUCUGAAGUGCCAAGGGCUGGUCCAGGCAACAGCAGUGUGCAAUGGAGCAGCCCUAUGGAGGACAAGGCAGGAGGAAGCCUCUGCUGUUCAGUGUCUCCUCCAUCCUCUGAGAGCAAUGCAGAGUUUUACUACGAUCACAGGGGGAAUCCAGAAAGAGCAGAAAAUAAAUCCCCCUUCCACCUAUCCUAAGCACUAAAGCUGUUCCCUUAACCCUGCUUUCCUCAGACAUGCUCUGAGACCUCACUGAGCGCCUGUGUGCACAAAGCACGGGGUGAAACACCGGCUCAGACUGAUGCUCUGAGCCCUUGCCCAGCUUGGGUAGCAGCUUCUGUACCAGUAACUCCUGACCCCAGUGCAGAUGUGGCCUUCGGCUAAGCUGUUUGGUGAGGUUUGAAGUGCUCUGCUCUUCCGCGGGGGAUGCAGGGCCCACCACGUGUGGAAGGUGGGCAGGACUGCAGGUUCAGCAGUUUGCUCUUGGCCACUUCUCAUUUACGCAGCCUCAACAGAUGUCUGGGUAAUACAUACCCCUCUUAACAAGCCUUUUCUGCCUCACAUGGUGCACAAGGUCUCGAACCCCUGUACGUUUCUCUGCUGCUGCACAUGCAUCCUGGUGGCAGGAAGCAAAUAUUCCCAAUAAAAACAAAUCAUUGUGC